Messenger RNA from Parasteatoda tepidariorum (common house spider), 1047 nucleotides. RefSeq names its product pro-resilin-like. NCBI's taxonomy places the organism in Eukaryota, Metazoa, Arthropoda, Arachnida, Araneae, Theridiidae. The record is from RefSeq and is a predicted model, not a curated record.
AUGCCUUUAUUGUUAUGCUUGAUGGUUCAAAGUAAACCACAAUAUGGAGGUCCUUCCCAAAGUGGUUAUGGUAAUCGACCGCAAGAUGGAUAUGGUAAUCCAUCCCAAAGUGGUAAUGGAAAUCCAUCUCAAGUUGGGUAUGGCAGUCCAUCUCAAGGUGUAUAUACCAGUCAAGAAAUAUAUGUAAAUCCACCCCAAAGAGGAUAUGGUAAUCAACCCCAAGUUGGAAAUGGUAAUCAACCCCAAGUUGGAAAUGGUAAUCAACCUCAAGGUGUAUAUGGUAAUCAAUCACCAGCAACAUAUGGUAAUCCACCACCCGGAGCCUAUGGUAAUCCACGACCAAGACCACUUGGUAAUUCGCAACCAGGAACAAAUAAUAAUUCACCCCAAAGUGGAUAUGGUAAUCAAUCACCAACAACAUAUGGUAAUCCACCACCCGGAGCAUAUGGUAAUCCACGACCAAGACCACUUGGUAAUCAGCAGCCAGGAACAUAUGGUAAUUCCCCCCAAGGUGGAUAUGGUAAUCAAUCACCAACAACGUAUGGUAAUCCACCACCCGGAGCAAAUGGUAAUCCACGACCAAGACCACAUGCUAAUUCGCAACCAGGAACAAAUGAUAAUUCAGCCCAAGGUGGAUACGGUAAUCAAUCACCAACAACAUAUGGUAAUCCACCACCCGGAGCAUAUGGUAAUCAGCAGCCAGGAACAUAUGGUAACUCCCCCCAAGGUGGAUAUGGUAAUCAAUCACCAACAACGUAUGGUAUUUCACCACCCGGAGUAAAUGGUAAUCCACGACCAAGACCACUUGGUAAUCCACGACCAAGACCACUUGGUAAUCCACGACCAAGACCACUUGGUAAUUCGCAACCAGGAACAAAUGAUAAUUCACCUCAAGGUGGAUACGGUAAUCAAUCACCAACAACAUAUGGUAAUCCACCACCCGGAGCAUAUGGUAAUCCACAACCAAGACCACUUGGUAAUCCCCAACCAGGAACAUAUGGUAAUUCACCCCAAGGUGGAUAUGGUGGACCCCCAUUUAGAGGUUAA